AUGGGGAACAUGGACGGGAAAACCGUGGAGGAGCUGAGCACGACCGAGUGCCACCAGUGGUAUAAGAAGUUCAUGACGGAGUGUCCUUCUGGCCAGCUCACCCUGUACGAGUUCAAACAGUUUUUUGGCUUGAAAAACCUGAGUCCGUCAGCGAACAAUUACGUUGAGCAAAUGUUUGAGACGUUUGACUUUAAUAAGGAUGGCUACAUAGAUUUUAUGGAGUAUGUGGCAGCUCUGAGCCUGGUCCUGAAAGGGAAGGUGGAUCAGAAGCUGCGAUGGUAUUUCAAGCUCUAUGAUGUGGACGGCAACGGCUGCAUUGACCGGGGAGAACUGCUGAACAUCAUCAAAGCUAUUCGAGCCAUCAACCGGUGCAACGAAACGAUGACGGCUGAGGAAUUCACUAACAUGGUGUUUGACAAAAUUGAUAUAAACGGAGACGGCGAGCUCUCCCUGGAAGAGUUCAUGGAGGGGGUGCAAAAGGAUGAGGUGCUGCUCGACAUCCUCACCCGCAGCCUGGACCUGACGCACAUCGUCCAGUUGAUCCAGAACGAUGGGAAGAACCCGCACGAGACGGAGCAGGCGGCCGAGGCUGCCCAGUAG
Molecule: messenger RNA, 600 nt
Organism: Opisthocomus hoazin
Lineage: Eukaryota; Metazoa; Chordata; Aves; Opisthocomiformes; Opisthocomidae
Gene: GUCA1A
Product: guanylate cyclase activator 1A
Biological process (GO): positive regulation of guanylate cyclase activity; visual perception
Cellular component (GO): cone photoreceptor outer segment; photoreceptor inner segment
Molecular function (GO): calcium sensitive guanylate cyclase activator activity; calcium ion binding
Source: RefSeq, a predicted model, not a curated record